AUGCCGAGCAAAGGCAAGCGCACUGCUGUGCAAGCCUUCGGCAAACGCAACGCGACAUUGGCGGCCAACGCGCGAGCGAAGAAGAGUCGAGUCGAUGAGGUACUGCGACCUUCGAAGGGCGAAUCUUCCUCAGCCGCACAAAAGUCCGUGUUCACAUCGACCAAAAAUGCAUCAACACCUGUCACCCAGUCUCAAGUCAAGAAGCGGCCCGCCAAGUCGAACGAGAAGCCUAAAGCAGAGCCGAAAGAGCGCGUCCUUACUGCUGAGCAAUCCUCGAAGAAUCUUUCCCAUGUCCCAGGCCAGCCGAAAGAGACGGAACGAGCCUCAAAAUCGCAAAAACCGUCCGUAGCUGAGCAAGAACAACCGACCAAGAAAGCAGCACUCGUGACCGACAAAGGAAAAGCCAAGGACCAGACAUCCAAAUUAGAUGAGGAAUUGAAUGACAAGUCUACAACACUGUCAGAAGAGCCUGCUCCUAGCGAACAAGUCACCAUCAAGAAGAAGCGCUCUCGAUCUAGACGGAAGGAGCAAGCCUCUCUUACGAAGAUUGGAGCUUGUGUCGAAGUAGGAUUGCCGAGGACUACGAUAGAUUCUGGAGUCCGGAAAGAGCCUACUCCUAUCAAGCAGAGCCGCCCGCAGAAAAGUAGCAAGGAGUCAGGUUAUCAAAAGAGAGAAUCCAAGAACGAGAAUUUUCGAAAUCCGAAGGAUGGUCCUGGUUGGAUUAUAUCUGAACCAUCUGGUGGCGCCUUCAUUGCCCACGACCCUAUCGUGACACCAGAUGAGCAAUUUGUCAUUCUUGCAACCAAAUGGGAGAUCCAGGUCUACGCCACAAAGACAUCCCUCCUUGUUCGGACAAUUCCUGCUGCAUCAGGAUCGGAAAUUGUCGUCUAUGCUCAAGUAGGGGAAUGUGUCAUCGUUGGACUUGCCGAUGGCGGUGUGGUCAAGUACAACUGGACAAAUGGCCAGCAAAAAUGGGCUAGAAAUUCUGUUGGUCGCGUAACCUCAAUCGUUUCGACCUCCUCCACUGCCAACAACGAUGGCUUGUUGGUGAUCAACCAAAUGGCUGAAGGACACAGCAAGAUGACUAGCUUGGCUAUUGGAAAGAAGGGAGAGUUGCUCGGGAACAAAAAGAUGCUGAAACACGAACACCUUAUUUUACAGCGCAUAUGCUUCGAUGCUGCUCUGGGCAUAGUUGUCGUCUGUUCGAGAACUACCAUCCAUGUUGGGCGCUUGGGUGAAGCGAGACAGAACAAAGAUGCACCGAUACAUUGGCAAAGAAUCACAAUCAGAGACGGCAAGGUGGCAUGUUUCGAUGCGCAAAUUCUGCCUCAGCCAGAAGGUAGCAGAUCGGAGCAUGCUGUGGUUGAUGUUGCAGUCGGCCUCAACUCGGGCGAGAUUCAGAUCUUCAACGAUGUGCUCAACAAGGGCGAUUCCUACGGUAAAGAUGCGCAUGCUCGUCGACUACAUUGGCACAGGUCGACACCUCGCACAGUCAAGUUCUCACCUGACUCGAAUUAUCUGAUCUCUGGUGGCGACGAGACUGUCUUGGUUAUCUGGCAGCUCGAUACAAACCAGAAACAAUUCUUGCCUCAUCUAAGCACACCUAUUCUUAACGCGACCGUGUCUGAACGAGGAUCCUCCUAUGCUUUGCUAUUGGGCGACAAUUCAGUCAUGAUUCUUUCCACAUCUGACCUGAAGCCUUUUGCCAAUAUCAGCGGUCUAGCUUGUCACGACUCAUCAACGGCACCUUUCCUGACUGGCCUGCCUUUUCCAGCAGUAAUGCAUCCCAACCACUCCAAUCGUGUAUUGCUGGCAUAUUCGCUUCGCAACUCCGACUCGACCUUGGAGCCUUCUGAGAAGUCUUCCAAUAUGCUUCAGACCUACGAUGUGGCGGCACGUUUGCAACUGGGUCGGCAAGCACUUGCCCGUAACCUAGCAGCAACAGUCAAUCUUGGUCCAGGUGGUCAGCCAUUAAAAGAGCCCAAUGUCACACAUCUUCAGAUAACUCACGACGGAAAGUGGCUUGUGACUGUCGAUCAGUGGUCUCCUGCUGAUAUUGAUACUAACGACAUGUAUCUAAAGGAAGGUGAGCCUGCAAACCGUGAUCGACUGAAUGAAUGCUUCUUACGCUUCUGGUCUACCAAUGCAAGUGAGAAUUCUACUGAUGUCGAUGUCUGGGAGCUCAACACUCGAAUUGAUGAGCCUGUGACAAUAACUGAAUUUAUGGGAAGGAAAGGGAUACUAGCUGUCACCACCAAUCCUGCUCGGCUCCAGGUGGCUGUGGCAGAUUCAAGUAGACACAUCAAGGUCUACUCGCCAAAAGCACGUAUAAGAAGUGGUGUACCUGUCAAGGAUAUCAACGGUCAACAAUUGUUUACGUGGACAUGCGACAAGGACAUUCCCGUGCAGGAAGCAACGCAGUCUCUGAGUCCACUCUCAGCAAGUCUUGCCUUCUCGGAAGACGGAUCAGUUCUCGCUGCAUCUUGGACCACAGGUACCACUAAACCUCGAGUUCACAUGAUUGAGCCUAAGUCCGGCACUAUUGCUGCCUCCCUUCCACACAUGGUAUCCAACAGCAGUUCGUCUCUUGCAUUCUGUGGCAGAUACCUCCUGGCUCUGUCUGCAAAAUUCUGCAUUUUUGAUACAGUCACGAUGCGCCGAGUUCUAGGAGUCAGCCAGGCUGAAUUUUAUGACCCUAGUAGGUCAAGACUGGCAGUUGAUACUCGAAAUGGAAUCGCGGCAAUGAUCGCCAACGAGCGGGAUACAAGGACACCCAGUGAGAUCGUCCUGGUCAACGUUCACAAUGCCGGAGUUGGAAAACUGCAGAGACAGCUGCUCACAUCACAUAUUCAAGUUUUGCUUGCCGAUCGUGAGCAAGGAGGCUUUGUUGCAAUUGAUCGACAAGGUCGGACAUUGAGAAUAGCGCCGCCUAGUUCUUCGAACACUGCUCGAGUUGUUGAGAAAGAUGUUUUUGCAAAAGCCACAGUACGAAGUACACUAGAGAAUAUCUUCGGUUUAGGCCGGCAAGAGGUGGAGACUGGUGACAAGGACUUCGACGGUGAGGCAAGUACCUCUGUGAAUGAGGUGUUACGAGCUGAAUCUUCUGCUCAGACACCAGCACCCACUUUGCUGUUCGAUCGGAUGGCUAGAAUGAUUGGUAGUGCUGCUGCAAAAGUCGGCCUUGUAUGA
Messenger RNA from Lithohypha guttulata, 3189 nucleotides. It is a transcript of the gene NAN1, whose product is annotated as NET1-associated nuclear protein 1. The transcript has a single exon. Gene Ontology annotation, molecular function: RNA binding; protein binding. Gene Ontology annotation, cellular component: nucleolus. Bases 1 to 3189 code for a protein of 1062 amino acids. Gene Ontology annotation, biological process: positive regulation of transcription by RNA polymerase I; positive regulation of rRNA processing. NCBI's taxonomy places the organism in Eukaryota, Fungi, Ascomycota, Eurotiomycetes, Chaetothyriales, Trichomeriaceae. The record is from RefSeq and is a predicted model, not a curated record.